GUUGGCGACGACAAGGACAACCUUCUUCGCCGGCGUAAAAUUUUACAGCAAUUAAUGCGUCCACUCUCAAUCCAACUGCCAACCAUAUCACAACAUCACAGCUCUCAUUCUCUUUCUUUCUUUCUUUUUUCUCUAUAAAAGAACAGCAUCUUCUUGUUACAUAAGAGCAAAAAGAUAACGUCACCUUCUCCUCUACUCUCUCCUGCGCUCGCCACCUCGCCGCCGAACUCACCUCUCGAAAUACAAGAAGACAAAGCAGCAUUCUAGUGGGAGGCCACGAAAGAAACCCAAGAACCCAUUAUUUAUUUAUUGUUCUCAGUUUCUGGGACUCGUUCCGGUGACUAUAUAAUUAUGGCUAUCGUUAUUGAUAAGUUCAUUUUUGGGACUUUCUUUGCUUCUCUCUUUGGCUUUUUUGUUCUCUGCUUUUUGCGACGGAAGCACCAGAACCUUGAAAACAAGCAGAAGUUUAAGGAAAAAGCUGCCUUCAAGACUCAGAAUUAUAAUGUGCAGAGGCCUGAGAAUAGCUCAGGUCCUGACGUCAUCAUCGUCGGUGCUGGCGUCGCCGGUGCAGCCCUCGCAUGUACGCUUGGAAAGGAUGGAAGACAAGUUCAUGUGAUUGAAAGAGACCUGACAGAGCCUGACAGAAUUGUCGGUGAACUGCUUCAGCCAGGGGGAUACCUAAAAUUAAUGGAAUUGGGCCUUGAAGAUUGUGUGGAGGAAAUUGAUGCCCAACGAGUGCUUGGUUAUGCUUUAUUCAAGGAUGGUAAAGUUACUAGACUCUCAUAUCCCCUGGAAAAUUUUCAUUCUGAUGUUGCGGGGAGAAGCUUUCAUAAUGGGCGCUUUAUUCAGAGAAUGAGAGAAAAAGCUGCCAAGAUUCCCAAUGUAAAGCUACAGCAAGGAACAGUGACAUCCCUUCUUGAAGAAAAUGGGACUAUUAAUGGCGUUCAAUACAAAACUAAGGAUGGUCAAGAACUUAGAGUUCAUGCUCCUCUUACAGUCGUCUGUGAUGGUUGCUUCUCAAAUCUGCGUCGCUCUCUAUGUAAUCCUAAGGUGGACGUGCCUUCUUAUUUUGUGGGUUUAGUUUUGGAGAAUUGCGAGCUUCCUUUUGCAAAUCAUGGACAUGUUAUCUUAGCAGAUCCUUCGCCGAUUUUGUGUUAUCCAAUUAGCAGCACAGAGGUUCGUUGUUUGGUUGAUGUACCAGGUCAAAAAGUACCUUCCAUUGCUAAUGGUGAAAUGAGUAAGUACUUGAAGGACGUGGUAGCGCCACAGGUGAUCUGCUCAUCUCCCCAUCAAGGCUCAUCGCUAAUUGUUUCAUCUCCAUUUUGCCGUUUAGCUAACAAAACAUCAUUUGCCCAUUGUCGUUUUACUCCGUUUCAGAUUCCACCAGUGCUUCAUGAUGCCUUCAUAUCUGCAAUAGAUAAAGGCAGUAUCAGGACCAUGCCGAACAGAAGCAUGCCGGCUGAUCCACAUCCGACUCCCGGAGCCCUUCUGAUGGGUGACGCCUUCAAUAUGCGCCACCCAUUAACUGGCGGAGGGAUGACUGUAGCACUGUCUGAUAUUGUUGUGCUUCGAGAUCUUCUUAACCCACUUCGUGAUCUUAACGAUGCAGCUUCUCUAACCAAAUACCUGGAAUCCUUCUAUACACUGCGCAAGCCUGUGGCGUCUACGAUAAAUACUCUAGCAGGAGCAUUGUACAAAGUAUUCUGUGCGUCCCCUGAUGAGGCAAGGAAGGAAAUGCGAGAGGCAUGCUUUGAUUAUUUAAGCCUUGGUGGUGUAUUUUCAUCAGGACCUGUGGCUUUACUCUCUGGUCUAAAUCCCAGUCCACUAAGCUUAUUCCUCCAUUUUUUUGCUGUUGCAAUCUAUGGUGUUGGCCGUCUUCUACUCCCAUUUCCUUCACCGAAAGCCAUGUUUAUUGGAGUUAGACUAAUUUCAAGUGCAUCAGGAAUUAUUUUCCCCAUUAUCAAAGCAGAAGGAGUGAGACAAAUGUUCUUCCCUGCUACUGUUCCUGCAAUAUACAGACACCCUCCUGUCAAUGAUAAAGCUGAUGAUUUGCUAAAGUCAAGUUAAGCAUUGGCUGUGUCAAUCGUCGAUCUUUGGUUCAAUAAGUAGAAACAGUUGUUUAAUGAUGUGAAGCUUCUUUGGAAACAAGUUGAAAAUUCUUGUGAAUCAUGCAGGAAUUAAUGUUUAUGUAAUGUAAUUCUUCAGUGGGUCAGUUUCCAACACAAAUUUUGAUAUGGUAUGAGUACAAGUGUGAAAUAGGCUUGUGCUUUGUGAGAUAAUUUCUCUUUCUUGGUUAAUAUUGCAUUUAUGCAACUUGUAUUCUGCUGAAAGAAAUUUAUACAAGCUGCGUUCUUAGCUUCUUUGC
Messenger RNA from Manihot esculenta (cassava), 2365 nucleotides. Its product is annotated as squalene epoxidase 3. Gene Ontology annotation, cellular component: membrane; endoplasmic reticulum. Lineage: Eukaryota; Viridiplantae; Streptophyta; Magnoliopsida; Malpighiales; Euphorbiaceae. Gene Ontology annotation, biological process: sterol biosynthetic process. Bases 352 to 2067 code for a protein of 571 amino acids. The record is from RefSeq and is a predicted model, not a curated record. Gene Ontology annotation, molecular function: flavin adenine dinucleotide binding; squalene monooxygenase activity. The transcript has 7 exons.